AUGUUCUCUGCCAUGCUGAUGGACGCCUACCGCGACGAACGCCCCGGGAUCCGCAUCGCCUACAGGACGGACGGUCACCUCCUGAAUCAACGAAGGAUGCACUUCCAGUCGCGCGUAUCCACAACCACCGUGCACGAACUCCUAUUCGCCGACGACUGCGCCCUGAAAACCACCUCGGAAGAGGAGAUGCAACGCAGCAUGGACCCGUUCUCCGCCGCCUACGAGAACUUCGGUCUGGUCAUUAACACGCAGAAGACGGUGGUGAUGCACCAACCGCCACCCCACUCAGUCACAGCCCCCAACGCGCCGCCGCAAAUCAGUGUGAAAGGAACCCAACUGCAAGUGGUGGAGAACUUCCCGUACCUGGGCAGUACUCUCUCUCGCAACACCAAGAUCGACGAUGAAGUCGCCAGCAGGACCUCGAAAGCCAGUCAAGCAUUCGGUCGCCUCCAAAGCACAGUUUGGAAUCGCCACGGUCUUCAGCUGAGCACAAAGCUGAAAAUGUACAAGGCCGUCAUCCUGCCGACACUAAUAUAUGGAGCGGAGACUUGGACGGUGUACCCAAAGCAGGCACGCCGUCUGAACCACUUCCACCUCAGUUGUCCUCGUCGCAUCCUGAGGCUGAACUGGCAGGAUCGAAUUCCCGACACAGAUGUACUGGAACGGACGGGAAUCCUCAGCAUCUACGCUAUACUGAGACAAAUGCAGCUGCGCUGGAGCGGCCACCUAAAGCGCAUUGACGACGAGCGACUACACAAACGACUUUUCUAA
Molecule: messenger RNA, 771 nt
Organism: Spirometra erinaceieuropaei
Lineage: Eukaryota; Metazoa; Platyhelminthes; Cestoda; Diphyllobothriidea; Diphyllobothriidae
Source: the annotation of a GenBank genome assembly